Molecule: messenger RNA, 1230 nt
Organism: Oncorhynchus nerka (sockeye salmon)
Lineage: Eukaryota; Metazoa; Chordata; Actinopteri; Salmoniformes; Salmonidae
Product: cilia- and flagella-associated protein 251-like
Exons: 2
Coding region: 196-1230 (344 amino acids)
Cellular component (GO): cytoplasm
Molecular function (GO): NAD+ poly-ADP-ribosyltransferase activity
Source: RefSeq, a predicted model, not a curated record
GGAAGACAACUUCUAUUUAUAUUCCUUUUACCAGUAACAACUUCCUUGGGUGUAAAGUAAUCUGUCUGGUGAAUCACUUUUACCUGAAUCACCCUUCAGAGAUCAACACCGAUCUGUCAUUAAGUGAACUAACUAAUAUAGAACCAUAUAACUUGGACGUUUUUUGGGAGGGAAUACCUUAAAAUUGGGGAGGAUAUGGCCACGUGGAGAGGAGAUUACUUUACUUCUUCUGCUGUGGCACGAAGAAUGGGUCUAUCAGGGCCACGGAAUGGCAGAAUCUACAUCAUGUACCACGGCACCUCUUGGUGGGCUGCACAGAAAAUCAUGGUUAAAGAUUUUUGUCCGUCCAAGUGUGGCAUGUUGGGGCAGGGUGUGUAUCUAAGCCGGGACCUGGAGAAGGCUAGUAGAUACCCCCUGGACCUCACUGAACACCAGAAGGUUGUCAUCAAAGUUAAAGUCAAUGUGGGCAAGGUGAAAAAAAUAGACCGCCAAGACCACCCUUUGCAGAAGACGUGGCAUUACGAAGGUUACGACUCAGCCUGGGUUCCUCCUAACUGUGGCAUGGUGAAGAGUGGUUUAGAAGAGACCUGUGUCUGGGACCCAAAUCGCAUUACUGUUUUAGACAUCAUCAAAUCAAAAACAGAACCCACCUUACAAAGUGAGGAUUCUGAUGAGGAAGAAGAGGAGGAAGAGGAUGAAGAGGACACUGAGGAUGAGGAAGAAGAGGAAGAGGGGGUGGAGGAAGAGGAGGAGGAGGAGGAUUAUGAGGAAGAAGGGGUGCAGGAAGAGGAGGAGGAGGAAGAGAAUGAGGAUUAUGAGGAAGAGGAGGAAGCGGACGGGGACACUGAGGAGGAGGAGGAGGAGGAGGAGGAGGAGGAGGAAGAGGAGGAGGAGGAGGAGGAAGAGGAGGAUUAUGAGGAAGAGGGGGUGCAGGAAGAGGAGGAGGUGGAAGAGAAUGAGGGUUAUGAGGAAGAGGAGGAAGCGGAUGGGGACACUGAGGAGGAGGAUGAGGAGGAGGAGGAGGGGGAGGAGGAGGGGGAGGAGGAGGAGGAUUAUGAGGAAGAUGGGGUGCAGGAAGAGGAGGAGGAGGAAGAUAAUGAGGAUUAUGAGGAAGAGGAGGAAGUGGAUGGGGUCACUGAGGAGGAGGAUGAGGUGGAGGAGGAGGAGGGGGAGGAAGAGGAGGAUUAUGAGGAAGAGGGGGUGCAGGAAGAGGAGGAGGAGGAAGAGUAG